This is a messenger RNA of Paramuricea clavata, 1194 nucleotides long. NCBI's taxonomy places the organism in Eukaryota, Metazoa, Cnidaria, Anthozoa, Malacalcyonacea, Plexauridae. The record is from the annotation of a GenBank genome assembly.
CGGGCUCAAAAACAAAAAAUGGCCUGAUCAAAACGGCAAGAUCAUGGAAAGUUUUAUAGAUAUCACAAGCGGGCAAAAGAAACUUCAAAAACCUAUCUCGUAUGGCGACAAUGAAAGUGUUAUAAGCGAUGACAGUUCAAGUCCAAAGAGUAUAGAUUCUGACUACAGUUUUGAAACUACAGCAAGCUCGCUAGAAGACGAACAAGGGCAAUAUACUAGCGAUGAGUCACGGGCAUCUAGCCGACUCAGCCGACAAUCGUCGAUCGUUGAUGGGCUUUUAACUGAGAUUUAUGAUCGCUACCACCAUGGGUCUAGGUCAGGGGACAGUGAUAAUGUCACAGAAUGUUCUACAACGUCGUUUUAUAGCGGAUCGUUUGAGUUGGACGAACGCACACAAAGAUGGACCCGUUCACAACUGAAUGGCAAAGGUGAAAUUAUAUAUGAUGCUCAUUUUGAACCGAUUUUUAGUCUAAUUUUGUUUUAAAAUGCUUGGAGAAAAUGCUUUGUUUGCUUAGUUUGAAAUGCUUAGUUUCAAGGGUUUUUUUUGAACAAAAUGAUGAGAUAACGUCACCGCAAAUAUAUAAAUAUCGUAUUGUAGUAAAAGUUAUUUAAAAAACUUGUUCCAUUCUGAAUGAGAAUUAAAAAUCCAUAUGAAUAAAUAUUAGUUUGGCUUUUUCCUUUCAUUACAAAGAACUUUUAUACAAAAAUAAGUCAAGUACGUUAAUCUGCAUUUAAACCAUUAUAAUUGCUACGAAGAUAGCAUAUAUUUUUUAGAGAAAGCAGUUUUUAAAUACCCAAGUAUUUGACCAAAUUUUAAACGUUGACGUUCAUGGAAAAUCUGUGAACGUUUAAUAUAAUGUUGUAUAAAUAUUAAACGUACAAUAUAAUUAACUGCAGUUUGCGACAAAUUUAAUAAUUUGGAAAUUGCUGUUAAAUUAUAAAUAAACAUUUAUAUUCUAAAAAUGAUAUUUAUAAAAUCACUAAAGCUCAUCGUUUUCCUUUUAGAUUUGGGCGAAAUUCGUCGCGUUUCGGACGAGUUGAGUAGCUACGUUACGUUGCUGUCUGGUCGACUGGUUCGACAGUUGAAGCGUCGUGAUAAAAAUGCGUACAAAUUACAACGAAAUUUUGAUAUUUUGACGGCCAUUCUCCAAGCUGUUUCUCUCAAAAGGCGUAAGUUUUUUUCAUUAUUUUGCA